Molecule: messenger RNA, 1179 nt
Organism: Erigeron canadensis
Lineage: Eukaryota; Viridiplantae; Streptophyta; Magnoliopsida; Asterales; Asteraceae
Product: chaperone protein dnaJ 6-like
Exons: 8
Coding region: 146-1015 (289 amino acids)
Source: RefSeq, a predicted model, not a curated record
CGCGGGAAAACGAAAAUCCCCCCUUUCUCACCACCGCAAUUCUUUUUAGUAAAAGAAAAACACACACACACAAUUGUACUGUAUGUAUCAUCUGUCUCUAUAUACUCUCUAAUUAAUUAAUACUAUCAUUAUCAUAAGAUCUGAAAUGGGUAAACGAAAGAAAACCGCGGCUCACGAAGAAAACAUAGAACACGAAGAUGAACAACAACAACACCACGUCGGUGAAUCUUCCUCUUCCUCUUCGAACAAUAAGAGUUUGUACGAGAUUCUUGGGGUGGAAAGAACAGCAACUCAGCAAGAAAUAAAGAAGGCAUAUCAUAGGUUGGCAUUGAGGUUACAUCCUGAUAAGAAUCCUGGCGAUGAGGAUGCCAAAGAAAAAUUUCAGCAACUGCAGAAAGUUAUUUCAAUACUUGGUGAUGAAGAGAAACGGGCAGUUUAUGAUCAAACUGGCUGUGUCGAUGAUGCCGAUCUUGCCGGGGAUGUGGUUGAAAACCUAAAGGACUUCUUUCGGGCUAUGUAUAAAAAGGUUACGGAAACUGAUAUUGAAGAGUUUGAAUCAAAUUACAGAGGUUCAGAGUCUGAGAAAACUGAUUUGGUUGAUCUAUGCAAACAGUACAAAGGUCAUAUGAACAGGUUGUUCUGCUCGAUGCUAUGCUCGGAUCCAAAGCUUGAUUCACAUCGAUUCAAGGAUAUUCUUGAUGAGGCAAUAUCCGCUGGAGAAUUGAAGGCAACUAAAGCAUACCAGAAAUGGGCUAAGCAGGUCUCUGAAACAAAACCACCGACAAACCCAUUGCGUCGUAGUCGGAAACCAAAGAAAGAGUCGGAUGAUUUGUAUGCUAUAAUUUCAAAACGGCAAAGUGAGAGGAAGGGGCAGGUAGAUGCAAUGUUUUCGUCCCUGGUGAGUAAAUAUGGAGGGGGGGGCCCAUCUUCGGAACCUACUGAAGAAGAGUUUGAAGCAGCUAGAGAAAAACUAGAAAAACGUAAGACUUCAAAGAAGAAAUCCAAGGGAAAAUAAUCCCGCUGUAGUCCACAACAUUUCUAAUCUAACAUUCUAUAUGACGAGUCUUGUGGCAUUUGUAUCGUCUUAGACUUGUUUAAAUGUUUGUAAGUGGGGAUAUGUUUUGUUGCAUCUAUUCUUGUUCUGAUUUUCAAACUUCAAAUUUUAUCAAUUGUUGCACA